Dovyalis caffra is the source of this 357-nucleotide messenger RNA. The record is from the annotation of a GenBank genome assembly. Lineage: Eukaryota; Viridiplantae; Streptophyta; Magnoliopsida; Malpighiales; Salicaceae.
AUGGCUAUUUCAUCUCUCAUUUCAGCAUCAUUUCUCCUCCCAACAAAACCUCUAACACUUCAACCUCAUAAAGAGAAAGUCUCCCUGUUCAACAAUAGUAGUCAAAUUGCCCGAACGUCCAAGAAGCCAGUCUUUAGAGUUCAAGCUGCAAAACUUCCUCCUGGAGUGGAAUUGCCAAAAGUGGAGCCAAAAGUCCAAGCCCCAUUUCUUGGAUUUACUAGGACGGCUGAAAUAUGGAAUUCUAGAGCUUGUAUGAUUGGCCUCGUUGGAAUUUUCAUUGUAGAAUUGAUUAUAAACAAAGGAAUCCUACAAGUGAUUGGGGUGGAUGUUGGGAAAGGUCUUGAUCUUCCUCUCUGA